Molecule: messenger RNA, 1589 nt
Organism: Colletotrichum godetiae
Lineage: Eukaryota; Fungi; Ascomycota; Sordariomycetes; Glomerellales; Glomerellaceae
Product: family 76 glycosyl hydrolase
Exons: 3
Coding region: 321-1526 (401 amino acids)
Biological process (GO): carbohydrate catabolic process; fungal-type cell wall biogenesis
Molecular function (GO): mannan endo-1,6-alpha-mannosidase activity
Source: RefSeq, a predicted model, not a curated record
AGAUCGGAUACUUUUCCUUCCAGUUUGUUACGUUACCUACGCAAUGUGCAGUCACUCUCGCUUCUCAAUCUUCUCUCGUUUCUCGUGAACUGUUUCGCCGCUGCUUGUUUCUCUCGCCAUCUUCACCAAAGAGUCGUUCCUUUUGGGUUACUGUUCCUCUCUCUCACCCUACGUCCUUCUUUGACGCAGUAUCCCCCGUGUCUGUAUAAUCGAAACAUUUCUUUGCGAAAGGCAGCGGAUUAACUAGCCGGUCUCUUCGGAAACAUCAUUUCCAUCAGAACGGUGACAUUCCAACCCGCGCAAAGUCUGUAGACGUCACCAUGGUCCUCGUCAAGCCCGCCCUCAUCGCCUCCGUGGCCGUCACGGCGGUUUCCGCCUUCACAUCGCCCAAGACGCUCGAUGUAAAUAACGCAGACUCCGUCAAGGCCAUCGCCGGCAGCCUGGCUUUCGGCGCCAUGUCUUACUACAACGGAAACGUCUCCAGUGAUCCCAAGAUGGUCGGCGACCUCCCAGAACCAUACUACUGGUGGCAAGCCGGCGCCCUCUGGGGCAUAAUGAUGGACUACUUCCACUACACAGGCGACGCAACCUACAACGCAGUCCUAACCCAAGCCCUCACCGCAAAAGUCAACACGGGACCCAACUACGACUUCAUGCCGCCCGAGCACGAACUCGAAGAAGGAAACGACGACCUCGGCUUCUGGGGCUUCGCAGUCAUGUCCGCCGCCGAACGCAACUUUCCCGAACCAGACGCCUCGACGGGGGCGCCCGAAUGGCUCCAAAUGGGGCGCAACAUCUUCAACUCCCUCGCGGGCCGCUGGAACAUGACGCACUGCGGCGGUGGGCUCCUCUGGCAAAUCUACGAGUCCAACCCCAACGGUCUCAACUACAAAAACAGCGUCAGCAACGGCGGCUUCUUCCAGCUCGGCGCGCGCCUCGCCGCCGCGACAAACGACUCACGCUACGCCGACUGGGCCUCGUACGUGUGGGACUGGUCCGCCGCCGUGGGCUUCCUCGACGCGGACCUCAAAGUCUACGACGGCGCCGACUCGCGCGACAACUGCACAAAGACAAACUAUCUCUCGUUUACCUACUCCACGGGCAUCUACCUCUACGGCGCGGCCGUCAUGGCAAACCACACAGGCGAUGUCCUCUGGGCGGACCGCGCGACAAAGAUGCUCGCCACCGCCCGCAAGAGCUUCUUCUCGCUCGCCGAAAACAGCACAAACAUCAUGUACGAGCCCGCGUGCGAGACGGUCGGCACGUGCAACACCGACAUGAAGACGUUCAAGGGCUACCUCUCGCGCUUCCUGUGGCAGUCCGCCGUCGUCAUGCCGGCGCUUCUGCCCGAGGUAAAAGAGAUCCUGAUCCCGAGCGCGCUCGCGGCGGCCAAAGUGUGCGAGGCCUCGGCGGGCAACGUGACGUGCGGGCAAAAGUGGUACGUCGACGGCGACGACGGCAGCUACGGUCUCGGGCAGACCAUGAGCGCGCUCGAAAUCAUCCAGGGGCUUGUCGUUAGCCAGUAGGUUUUCUUUGUGCGGGCAACCUCGGUCGAAGUCCCUUUCUGCGUCCUUCUGCGUCCUGCGUCC